GAAGAAACGUAAACUCAAGUGGCGGGUUGACUCUCCUCCAUUAUUUAUGGUUGAUAGCAACAGGCAGUACUGACACGAAGUAUGUAUUUGUGACUUUGUGUGGCACUAUGGAGGCUGGUAUGAUUCUGAGUCGGUUUGACGGGCAGUCGAAGCUUCUGGUCCGGGCUCUUCUCUCUGGAGUCUCCGGUCCUUUCAGGGCUCUGGGGGUCUUCGUCAAGCAGCAUCGGGCCGGUGAUAUGUCGCUGUCUAACUUCAUAGAAAACCUGUGUCGGGUAGAAAUUUACUUAGGAGAUACCAAAGUCCAGCCACUAACGGUUCAACCCCUGGUAUGCCUGUUUCCAACACUAUUCAAGCAAAACCUGUUGUCCUUCAUCCAUCUGGUCCAGCCAAUUCUUCCUCAGUCCACAGUUCUUCCUCUGCUUAACUGCCUUGAACAGGACCCUCAUCCGAGCCCCUGGGUAACUGCUCUGGUCAGACAGGCGAAGAGGAGCAUGGGGGUCUGUGAUGAGGGCCUUCUUUGCUCUCCAACAUGCAGCGAGAGACUCAAGGAGCUGUCACAGCGCUUCGCAGGUUGUGGUCCAACUGGAGGAUGGGCAAAAUGCUUAAGCCAUCAAACAGAGGAAUCUGAAUCUCAGAGAGCGUCUGGUUUGUCAGAGCUCGGCACACAAAGAAAGAGGAAGAGCAGCUUGGUGUCUCUGGACUCAGACGAAGAUGGAACAGGGCAGAAGAAUAAACGAAUGAAAAUGGAUGUCUGUGUUAGUGAGUGCAUUGAAACUAAAGAACCAAGCUUGACAGAAAAGUUGUCUGGAGGAUUAGAAAGUGAUGCUCCAACAGAGAGUCUUGCUGAAGAACAACAACCAGCACCAGAACAUCCAUGUGAUCUGCCUGAGCAUAUAAAGGUUACUGUGCUGCAGUUGAAAGAAUUACUGGAAAGUCAGACGGAGUGGGACCAGAGCUCCAAUGAUGUGUUCAAGGUGCUAGAUGAGUGUGACCCUACCCAGCUUGAGCUGUUGUGCAACAUGCUGAGAUUCCCUGACCUACCAGAUCAGAUUCUCCCCAAGCUGUGCAGCAGCGUUUUAGCUCCCUCUCUUGACAUCAGCUACAGCACGGCAGCAACACUCAUCAGGAGCCUACUGCUGGAGAAGGUUCUGUCACUCUCAGAGCCAGCCUCUAGAUGUCUUGUCACGGCUGCAUCGUCACUGUGCAGCCACUGUCCCAGACCGAUGUGCCAUGCUCUUAUUGAACCGGUGCUUCAGGAUAAGAGCAUAGGGAAUCACCAGGCUGAGCUGCUGAACAGACUGAUAGAAGGCUGUCUGGAUUCCCACUACAGACUACUGGUGCUUCAAAUGACUCUGAAGGUAGCAUGGAAUGAGGCAGUGCUCUCCAUCAUCCACAGCUUGCUAGACACCAAGCUUGACUUGAGUGGAGAGGUUUUCACUCACUUUGGCGAACAGCUCGUCAGCCAGGGUCCUCAAUUCACAAAAUCUGUAAAGUUUGCAAAAAUGAUCCUGACAGUCCUCACUAAAUACAGCACUCAUGUAACUGCUGCACACAAACACUCCCUAUCAGGUUGCUUGGCGAUAAAUGAGACCUUCCUGAAAAAGCCUCUUCAAGCUGCUUUGAAAAGAAUCCCAGACUCAUGAAGAUUUUUUGAAUUCCUGAUAGUGUGUUUUUGUAAGGAGUUUACUACUGCAUAAAACAUUUUCAACAAAGAUGCACAACAGAGUCAAAUGUGAGGUCAUUCAUUUGAUAUACUGUCCUUUUAUAAAACCUCAGGAUACUCAUUUCCUCCUUGUACUUAUUCAAACAAUGUCUAAAUUCAGUUUGUCUAAAUGUAUUUUUUUAAUAUACUUUUUACAGUUGUAAAUAUGCUGCAGAUUACAGAUUUUACCCAAUCCCAAACCAAGUAAAUUGUGAAGUGAGGAUUAUCUGCCAUGCAUUUGCACAAUAAAAGAUGUCCACUAUGGACAUUUUUUAUUGUGCCUCCUCGAGUUCGAUGGUUAAAGAAGACAUCCAGUCUUAGGUCUCACAUGGAUUCUGACAGCUCUUCAUACAAGAUAUGUGAUGAUAAAUUGCCAAGAAAAAUUAGCUGGCACAUUUUGUUACAACUGGUUUACUAUAACCCAAUAAAAACAUACAUCCUUCAGGAAUAUGAACAGGAAGAUAAGGAAAAGGUAUGUUUCAUACCCACUGCCAACAAAAAGAAAAAAGCUGAAUUUUAAAAGUUUAAAUGUGAUCUACCCACACACCAGUUCUUGAGAAUGUGAUGUGAAUAACUGCUUUUUUAGUUGGAGAGAUAUUGCUAAUUUUGAUCAUGUAUUUGUUGAUAGUGCUUAAAUCUACUUAUUUUGCCUUAAUGUACAGAGCUGGCUGCACAGUCUAAAUGUUGCUUUUGACAGUGGAAGAAAUUAAUGUCGGGUUUCUUUGUUGCAGAUGGAAACUUAGAGCCUGUCCUUAAAACUUUAAUUUUACGUGAUACAUUCUUUAUUCACAAGUGCAGAGAGAUAUCUUAAAACUAAGCCCAAUCUGAAUCACUGGAAGAUUGAGUUAAAUUUUUCCAGAAGAUCUCUUACACGAGAAGCCCUUAAGUUAUCUUCUUCAGUCAAUGUUUUUUUUUUUUUUUUUAAUUUAAAUAAAAAGGCCCAUAUUUCUGGAAUCUAUAUUAUUUUUUUUGCCUCUUAUCUGUUUAUUUUGGGGUGUUUUUUUGCUUUCACUUUUUACCUUUCCUGUUUGAAAUUCUCUUUCAUGUCUACAAUCGUUCACC
Molecule: messenger RNA, 2764 nt
Organism: Cheilinus undulatus (humphead wrasse)
Lineage: Eukaryota; Metazoa; Chordata; Actinopteri; Labriformes; Labridae
Gene: fance
Product: FA complementation group E
Exons: 10
Coding region: 108-1643 (511 amino acids)
Biological process (GO): interstrand cross-link repair
Cellular component (GO): Fanconi anaemia nuclear complex
Source: RefSeq, a predicted model, not a curated record